AUCAAACUUGUCAAAAAUAUAUUGCAAAAAUGUUUCACACAUGAUCAAUCUAACUCCAUACAAUUUUCAACCAAUAUUCCAUCGUUUUAUGGUGGUAUAUAGGUGCAUGCAUACUGUGACUGACUGUGUAACUUUCGUUCUGUCCUGUCUUUGCUGUCAAUGCUGGGAACCCAUGCCGCUUUCUCAAUCGUCAGGUGGGUGCACCUUCUACGGUGAUGUCAACGUGGCGCCAGAGGAAAAGCUUGACACGGGCCGAGCAUGUGGUGAACCACUGAAGACCCAGCACCUAGUGAUUAACUUUACACAAGGCCAUGAUGAUUCAAUCGAAGUACAGCAGAAAGUUCAGAAGUUCUGGAACCUCGUAGAUCAAUCAUCAGAGUUGGGGAAAUUUUUGGAACCACCGUUUGAGCCAGAUAAUUCAACGACAGCAGCAACCAGCAAGGCUUCACAUAAAAGUCUUCAUUCAUUUAAAUCUAACCUUUCGAAUAAAACUAAAACUAGCCAGAAAUAUCCAGCAGUACAUCUUUUUAGGUCUUUGGAUAAAAAGGGAAAAUCAAAAAGCUAGUUAUGGAGGAAUUGUAGCUAUACUUUUUAUUUUUUUUAAUGUAUUUAAGUUUUUCUUUGUAUGUAUUUGUUUAAUUUAUAAACUAUUUUGAGAUAAAAGU
Pieris rapae (cabbage white) is the source of this 665-nucleotide messenger RNA. RefSeq lists its product as uncharacterized. The record is from RefSeq and is a predicted model, not a curated record. Lineage: Eukaryota; Metazoa; Arthropoda; Insecta; Lepidoptera; Pieridae. Bases 41 to 565 code for a protein of 174 amino acids. The transcript has 4 exons.